Molecule: messenger RNA, 2349 nt
Organism: Pocillopora verrucosa
Lineage: Eukaryota; Metazoa; Cnidaria; Anthozoa; Scleractinia; Pocilloporidae
Product: hippocampus abundant transcript 1 protein-like
Biological process (GO): transmembrane transport
Cellular component (GO): membrane
Molecular function (GO): transmembrane transporter activity
Source: RefSeq, a predicted model, not a curated record
CGAGCAGCUGGCCUCAUAAAGAACAGCGAAUAUCAACAAUAAUUCAUCUGAGAUUUUUGUUUUGUCAGCGUAAAUAGUGAACACUAAAUGUUUCCUAGAUGCAUAAGGUAAUCAUAGGAAAGAAGCGUCUUAAGAGAUUGGUUUCUCUUCCUACAACGGGCACUAGAAAAUGGCGAUCGAAAGACUCCCGCGAAGGGCCGACGGGUUCGGGAUUUGGAAAACCAAGUGUUUACCAUGCCACAGUAGUAAUCUUCCUGGAAUUUUUUGCCUGGGGUCUUCUCACAUCACCUAUGUUAACAGUCCUACACAACACAUUCCAGCAACACACAUUUCUAAUGAAUGGAUUAAUUCAGGGAGUUAAGGGAAUAUUAUCUUUUCUGUGUGCUCCACUAAUUGGUGCCCUUUCGGAUGUUUGGGGACGUAAAUCCUUUCUACUUGUAACUGUUUUCUUCACUUGCAUACCUAUCCCUCUUCUACAAUUUAACCCAUGGUGGUUUUUUGCUAUGAUCUCAGUUUCUGGGAUGUUUGCAGUCACCUUUUCAAUAGCAUUUGCCUAUGUAGCUGACUGUACCGACGAAGGUGAUAGAAGCACUGCUUAUGGACUGGUUUCUGCUACAUUUGCAGCAAGUCUAAUCAUAAGUCCAGCACUCGGAGCAUAUCUUGGUAGAAUAUAUGAUGACAGGGCUGUUGUGGCGCUAGCUACUUUUGUGGCUGCUUCAGAUCUGUUGUUUAUUUUAGUUGCUGUUCCCGAGUCUCUCCCUGAACGGGUGAGGCCAGCAUCUUGGGGAGCACCAAUCUCCUGGGAACAGGCUGAUCCUUUUGCCUCUUUACGCAAAGUUGGCCAGGAUCCUAUAGUUCUGUUGAUGUGUAUUACAGUGUUCCUGUCAUAUCUACCUGAAGCUGGCCAGUAUUCUUGUAUGUUUCUGUAUCUCAAGCAAGUUAUAAAAUUUACUUCAGACGAUGUGGCUACAUUUAUAGCAGUGUUAGGUGUAUUAUCAGUUAUCUCCCAGACUGUAGUCCUUACAUGUCUCAAGAAAACUAUAGGAUUGAAGAAUUGCGUUCUUAUUGGUUUAAUAUUUGAAAUUCUUCAGUUAUCUUGGUAUGGUCUCGGAACUCAGUUUUGGAUGAUGUGGGCAGCUGGAUCCCUGGCGUCAAUAUCGAUGAUAACAUAUCCAUCCAUGAGUGCCCUGGUGUCCUGUAACGCUGAAGCUGAUCAGCAAGGUGUGGUUCAAGGUAUGAUAACAGGAAUAAGAGGCUUGUGUAAUGGCAUAGGACCUGCUCUUUUUGGCUUGGUGUUUUACGUGUUUCAUGUGGAUUUAGAAGACGAGGAAGGUCCAACUGUCGAUAUCACUGCUGCAAGUAAUCACACCAUUAUGGAGGACCCGUACGGCAAGACAAUCGUAUCUGGAGCACCGUUUCUAUUCGGCGCUGGCUCUGUUAUUCUUUCUCUUCUAUUGGCGUUCUUCCUUCCUGAUAACAGUGCUAAUUUUCAGCUUAGUGCACGUUCUCCAACCAGGAGAAACAGCGAAUUUAGUUUCCAAAGCGAGUGCGAGGCUAGUGGCUCUGAGUUAAGGGACAUGAAUACGUCAUCUGAUAAUGCACCUCUUCUCUGCGACACCAAGCCACUUUAGGACCUCAACGGUCUCUCAAGUACAACCAUGUACGCAGUGGAAAUACUGAUUCUUAUCUGACAAACAACCUUAGUUAGGAGCCCUUUUUGGAAGGCUCAUAGAAUGGAUGCAAGUUGAUCAAGACCCCUUAACGAAAGGAAAAGCGACCACGUAACACACGCUGCGUCUUGUGAAAGCAGAACGUGAGAGACUUUGUAAAGCAAAAUGGAAAAUAUGAUCUUGAUUGACAACUGCAUUGUAUUUUUCUCAAAAGCACUAUGAACAAAUUAUUCAAAUUGUCCUGACACGGAGGAGAUGACCGUUAAAGUCUAGAGAGAGUAGUAGGGAUAGCUAAGUCAUAACGAUUUGUCUUCCAGGAGUAACAAACAGCGACACAAGUCAGUUAUCCACGGUGUUUUAAAACCGUAUUGCUUUUUAGGUAAAGUUCAAAGCAAAGUGUUGAAUCAACAGAAUUUCCGUAAUUUAAUAAGCCUCGUGUUUGAAAGUGUCAAGUUUUCCCCUUCCCAAUUUUUUGUUUUUGUUUUACAAAUUUCCCUAAACGUUUCGCUUUUUCAUGCAUGUUUUGCUUGACAGCGGUCGUUUCUUAUGUUUUCUUUCAACAUUUUCGCGGGAAAUUGACGCGCGGCUGCGCAAAAUUGAACCACUUGCACAUGCUUUACGUUUGACCGCUGAGUUGUCACAUGCAGUGAAACCGAAAAAUCAAAACAAUUCCUGAUUC